This is a messenger RNA of Astyanax mexicanus (Mexican tetra), 1903 nucleotides long. It is a transcript of the gene ccna2, whose product is annotated as cyclin A2. The record is from RefSeq and is a predicted model, not a curated record. The transcript is spliced from 9 exons. NCBI's taxonomy places the organism in Eukaryota, Metazoa, Chordata, Actinopteri, Characiformes, Acestrorhamphidae. The coding region runs from base 279 to 1544 and encodes 421 amino acids. Gene Ontology annotation, biological process: regulation of cyclin-dependent protein serine/threonine kinase activity; mitotic cell cycle phase transition. Gene Ontology annotation, cellular component: nucleus; cyclin A2-CDK2 complex; cytoplasm. Gene Ontology annotation, molecular function: cyclin-dependent protein serine/threonine kinase regulator activity.
AAACAAACCCGGAGCAGGAGCGGCGGCGGGUUGGACAGCACUGAAACAACCCGGCCUGAGUCAAUACAGCGAGUUUAGGCGGUUCUGAUCCGGAUUAUGGCGCUUUUUGUGUCGGUGUAAUUAUAGGCCGAGCUGUAGUUUAGCGUUGUUUAUUUAUUGCGUUCUGAAGUUUAAAUGACUCUUAUUUUUUGUCUGAUCAGCAGCUGAAUAACUUUAACUACACUCUGCUGCUGCUGCGUGUCUCACACGCCUGAGUUUACUAUUAACACGCUGCAGAAAUGUCCUCACACGAAGUUAGUGAAGCUGGAUCCGUCCAGAACCAGGAGAACCGUCUCUCUCUGCGCGGAGCGGCAGCAGUAAAGAGUAGGCUGGAGAACCAGGAGAACGUGAACCCGAAACCGUCCAACAGAACCGUGUUGGGAGUGCUGGAGAACAACCCGAGGAGACAGCCCGCCCUGCGAGGCUCCAAACAGGUUAAUGUACAGCCCUGCAGAUCAGAUGACCAUGGCAAAAGUUGUGCAGAAAAGCCCUCUUCCAAGCAGCCUGCUUUUCAGAUUCAUGUUGAUGAACCUGAUGGUGCCUGCUCAAAGAAACAUGUUUCUUCCAAAAAAGCCACCAUGGAUUGUUCCCCGUUAACACUAAACCCCACAGUAACCCGGUUAAGGCAGCCCCUUGCUACUAUCGACCUGCCUAUGGAUCUCAGUUUUGAUUCUCCCAUGGAUAUGUCAAUAAUUGAAGGUGAGGAGAGGCUGGUAAAUGUAAAUGAAGUUACAGACUACGCUGCUGAAAUUCACACACAUCUAAGGGAUAUGGAGCUCAAAUGCAGGCCCAAAGCAGGUUAUAUGAAGAAACAGCCAGACAUCACAAACAGUAUGCGUGCCAUCCUGGUGGACUGGCUAGUGGAGGUUGGUGAGGAGUACAAGCUUCAAAAUGAGACUCUAUACCUGGCAGUGAACUACAUCGACCGCUUCCUGUCCUCAAUGUCUGUGCUGAGGGGAAAACUGCAGCUCGUUGGCACAGCGGCUAUGCUGUUGGCUUCAAAAUUCGAGGAGAUCUACCCCCCAGAGGUGGCAGAGUUUGUUUACAUCACUGAUGACACCUACACGAAGAAACAAGUGUUAAGGAUGGAGCAUCUGGUGCUAAAAGUCCUUUCUUUUGAUCUGGCAGCUCCAACGAUCAUCCAGUUUCUCACCCAGUACUACUUGCGGCAACGUGUGGACAACAAGGUUGAGAGCUUGUCAAUGUUUCUUGGAGAGCUAAGUUUGGUUGAUUCUGACCCCUUCUUGAAGUACCUACCUUCUCAAACAGCUGCUGCAGCCUUUAUAUUGGCAAACUACACCAUCACAGGGGGAUCAUGGUCAAAGGCUCUUGCUGAGAUGACCAGCUACACAUUGGAAGAUCUUAUGCCAUGUAUUCAAGAUCUGCACCAGACCUACCUCAGUGCUGCCCAGCAUGCACAGCAGUCGGUCAGGGAGAAAUACAAGGGCUCAAAGUACCAUGAGGUUUCUCUUAUUGAACCCCCAGAGAAGUUGCUGUUGAACUGAACCUGCUCAUCUUGUACUUUAUGCUCCUGAAUUUCAGACUCUAACAAGAAUUUGUGUACAUUUUUUGAAAUGUUGCAAGUUCCCUUAACUCCAAUAAUGGACACCAAAACCUUUUGUAUAGGUUGUGGUGAGAUUAGUGUUUCUUGUAUAUUUUUAUGUGCAGUCCUGUAGGAUUGCUAUUUUUAUGCUUGAUGUAUCCAGAUAUUUUGUACAGGUGGUAAUCAAGCACUGUUUUGAUCUUUCUUUUGUUUUCAUAUUUGAUAUUUUUUAAUGAAACCGACCAGUGGUGCUUAUUACUGAUUUUGUAAAGGUUUUAUAAAAUUGACAUCUAAUAAAACCUUGCCACUGGUUUUCUACAA